Coregonus clupeaformis (lake whitefish) is the source of this 2396-nucleotide messenger RNA. RefSeq names its product leucine-rich repeat-containing protein 14B-like. The transcript is spliced from 3 exons. Gene Ontology annotation, biological process: negative regulation of DNA-templated transcription; negative regulation of cell differentiation; positive regulation of cell population proliferation. The coding region runs from base 195 to 1799 and encodes 534 amino acids. NCBI's taxonomy places the organism in Eukaryota, Metazoa, Chordata, Actinopteri, Salmoniformes, Salmonidae. Gene Ontology annotation, cellular component: cytoplasm. The record is from RefSeq and is a predicted model, not a curated record.
GAUACCACAGCAAACAAGGUCCAGACAGAUAUACAGUACUGGCAGAGACAAAGAAUCAACACACAGAGAGACACUCAGGGAGAGAGCAACAUCACAAACACAUCCAGUCACAAGGGAUGAUUGGUUGAUCCUAACACUUCAAGACCCAGACUUCGAGGACAGGAGAGGUAGAACACAGAACAUAGAAGAGAGCCAUGAAAAGUCUCAGGUUCCUCGCUGCCGAAGGGUUCGCCCAGAGUGGGCCGAGCGCCAGGGAGAAUCUCAGCUGUGUGUCGUUCAACCUCUACCCACUCCUCUUCAAGGCCUGCUACAUGCACGAGAAGGCCCUCCUCCUCCACGACCUCGUCCAAACCUGGCCCCUGCAUGAGCUUAACCUGCAAAGGCUCCUGGGAAAGACGGUGGACUGCCAGGAGGACCUGACCUCCUGCACCUGCCGGCUGUGCCUGGAAGCUCUGCUGAUGGGCCUGAAGUCCUAUGUGCUGCGGCCCCCAGAGACCUAUGCCAAGACCCUCCGUGUGGUGGACCUGACUGGGCUGAAGGACACAGAGCACCAUACCUGUGCCUGUGGAUCCACCCUGGGCCGCUGGGCCCGCACCCAGCUCCUCACCCGCAUAUGCUACGAGGUCAUGGUGGCCAUCCAGGCGGGUGACACUGCACCCUCCGCCCUCGAGACCGAGGUGGAUGUGCGCCUGAACGGCUUCGUCACCGGGCGGAACUACGAGGUGGUGGCCCAGGCCUUCCUGCUCCUGCGUCAAUGCCCCUUGAAGCUGCGCUUCGUCGGGUUCCGAGCCGACUCUCUAGCCCUCAAACAGCUGUUCUACGUGCUGCGUGUGGCCCAACCGGAGGCCAUGAGGAGACUCGAGGUGGUCCAUAAUGUUCACCUGGAGGCCCCGCACCUGGAGUUGCUAUUGUCCCGGAUGGAGUUUCCCCAGCUGCAGUCCCUGACGCUGCCUGCGGGGGCGAUGGAUGUGCGAAGGCUGGGCUCGGAUGAGGAUGACCUGCUGGCCACCAUUGGGGAUCUGCUGAGCCGGCUGACUGAACUGACAGAGCUCUACAUGGGCUUCUCCACCCUCACCGGACACCUGCGAAGACUACUAAGGUGCUCACCUCUGUGUGUGUGUGUCCCCCUGACCACCCCACUGCAAAGCCUAGAGCUGGCCAACUGUAACCUGAACCGAACAGACAUGGCCUACCUGGCCAACAGCCUGCACAGCGAGAACCUGGUCAGUCUGGACAUAAGUGGUCACGACGUGUGCGGCCUCUUCCCCACCACCUUCAUCAAGCUCCUCCAGCGCUGCGCCGCCACCCUCCACAGCCUCACCCUGGAGGACUGUGACCUGGAAGACGAACACAUGGACAUCCUGACCCAGGCCCUGGCUCCCUGUCGCGGCCUGGAGGAGCUGAAGAUACUGGGCAACCCUCUGAGCGCCACGGCCCUGCGCCGCCUCUUCUCCAUGCUGGCCGCCGGGUUCUCAGCCCUGAGGUACGUGGAGCUGCCAGUGCCCCGGGACUGCUACCCCGAGGACGUCACCUACCCCCUGGAUGAGACGGUGCUGCUGCAGUACGACAGGGAGAUGUUCCAGGACGUCAGGGGUCAACUGAUGGGGAUCCUUCAGGGGGCGGGGAGGGGGAACGUGGAGGUGGUUACCCCCCUGUUGGGCGCUUAUGACGCGGAUAUCAACGAGACCAGUAACGAGCUGGGGGUGUCCAUGGUGAAAUCCUUCAAUAGCGUCAUUGGAAACUUUAUUGAUACAAUUACGGCCCUGGACAACAGGAGAUCCAACAAAGAGGUUGAUUAAAGUGCAGGUAGAAUAGCAGAGGGAGGGUAAUAGAGGGUUGAUAGAGCAAGGGUUUGUGCAAUACAAGGGGUUCAUCUCAAUCGUCUAUAGUGGCUUCCCACACUUCAUUUCCACUGAGCCAAAGAAGUCUAAGAAAGCAGUGCAAAUAAAGGGAAGGAGACAAAGAGACAACUUUAGACAAUUGGGAUGACUGAAGACCUUGAGCAACGUUGUUUUAUAUCCAUAUGUACCAAUUCAUCUGUACUUGUAACAGAUAUUUGACAAAUGUAUUGCCCCAUUAUCAGAGGAUUUGUUGACAUGCAAUUGGCGCUAGAUUAUAGUAUAGAUUGAAUUGUCCUUUUGGUCUUCCAAUCAUAUGAGUGGCAAUCAUAGUAAAGCAUUAUUUGAGUGCUUAGUUUUGAGAAUAGUACUACUUGUAUACUGAACGUGUAUUUACAUGUACUGUAUAUAUUUCAAUUUAGAUGUUUCUUGUAUCUUCAUGUAUAUUAUGACAUUUGUAUGUGACCAGAAUGGAGUGAAAGUUUGUUUUUACAAAAGUGCUAUAAAAUGUGGGAUUAAACUGACUUUACCGUAAAUAAAACUAUUUCUGUGGGGAUC